Messenger RNA from Tribolium madens (black flour beetle), 1944 nucleotides. RefSeq names its product cyclic AMP response element-binding protein A-like. The record is from RefSeq and is a predicted model, not a curated record. NCBI's taxonomy places the organism in Eukaryota, Metazoa, Arthropoda, Insecta, Coleoptera, Tenebrionidae. The transcript is spliced from 5 exons. Gene Ontology annotation, molecular function: cAMP response element binding; DNA-binding transcription factor activity, RNA polymerase II-specific. Gene Ontology annotation, biological process: regulation of transcription by RNA polymerase II. The coding region runs from base 246 to 1367 and encodes 373 amino acids.
CACUUCCACCGCAUAUUCAAACUCCUUUCAGAUCUCGUUUCCGUCGUUGUCUCACGCGUGCAUCGUUCAAUUUUCGUCAAAAAAACCGGUAAACCCAACCCUAAAACCGCCCCCACAACCCCAAACCUCGCAUUCGACCGGCUUGAAAAAGGGGCGUGUUGCCCCACGAGUGUCAUGACCAUAUGGGAAUUGGUGCAGUGAGUGCGACCUAAAACCAGAUCGAAAAAAAAAAACAAUAAAAAAAAAUGGAAGUGUUUCCGACUCUGAUUGGCCCAAAUGACGACUUCAAAGAGCUAUGGGAGGCUGAUUUGGACCCGCAGACCAUGCAGGAAGUACUACGUUUGAACGCCGCCGGAGACGUGGAAUGGAGUUAUAUGGACAAGGAUUUGCCGGGGGUUAUAAUCCAUGAUCGACUUAUGACAGAUGCGGCCCUUGGGACAAGACCCAUCAAAACAGAACAUUCGUAUAGUUUGGCCUCGGAUGGGGAUUCGUUACCCGACUCGCCCAUAUCGCAUAAUAAGCUUGAAGAAAUGGACGACGAAUGCUUCUCCCUGCCGCUGAAAAAAGACACAAUAACGAUAAAAGACGAGCCAUUGAGCGAGACCGACUCCUCCUCAUGCCCCUCCUCCCCGCAGUCCAGUUUCAUGAACACCAGCGAAUUGCAUUUCGACGUCGAAAUGGUAACCACGCCCACCACCUUCCACCGCACACACCUAACCACAAACUUGCAGAAAACCAGCCAAUCACUACUCAAACCCUCCUCAAACAUCAUCAUCAGUUCGCCACAUAACGUCAUACCUCAACGCAUCAUGCCAAAAUUGAACAUUAAAAUCGAGCCAGGACACGCCUUCCAUCUGCCCCCGACUCCGCCCUCCUGUAGCAGCAGCGAAGACAGCGAAGACAACGCCACCAUCUCGCAACCGCCCUCCCCCAACGUACGCAAAACCAAUACGAGAGUGAUUAUGAGUCACGCGACCCGACAGCCGAUACACACCCCCUUGAUCAGCAGCCAACCGAAAGGGUCGACGGGGACUCUAGUUUUGACAGAUGAAGAGAAAAGGACUCUAAUCGCGGAGGGGUACCCAGUACCCACAAGACUACCACUCACCAAAGCCGAAGAAAAGUCCCUAAAGAAAAUUCGGAGGAAAAUCAAAAAUAAGAUUUCGGCGCAGGAAAGCCGUCGAAAAAAGAAGGAAUACAUGGACCAAUUGGAGCGCAAAGUGGAGCUUUUAGUGUCGGAAAACAACGAAUAUCGCACCAAAAUCGAGAGUCUCGAAGACUCAAAUACGAAUUUACUAAACCAGUUGCAAAAGUUGCAAGCAAUCGUCGCCCGAACACACCCGCAACUGAUCAAACAAAUCAAGUAGGCAUCGAGUACAAAAAAAAGAAAUGUCUUCCAUCAACAUUCCACAAACCAAAGUUUAUUAUAUUUUAUAUAUAUAGUGCGGCUCAAAUAUUUUUGUACUUAAUUAGCUGUAUAUAGCGUGUGCCUUAAAAUUUUCCACUGGGACCAUUUUAUUUAUUCGACUGAUUCGAUCCAAGAUGGCGUGCAAUGUACAUAUAUACGAAGUGUUGCAUUUUAUCAGAGUUUCUAUUUUAUAUAAAUGUUUUUUGUUAGAAUUUAGAGAGAGAUUUUUAAAUGGGUUUAGAUUACGUUUCCUCGUCUGUUUUAGGUAUGAGUGUUACGUUUUAAUUAAUUAAUUAAUUUAAUUAAUUAUAUCAUAUUUAUUAUUGUCCUAUUCAUGCAAUUUGUGUGUAAAUGAGAGGUUUUUAACACAUUGUUUUUUGUGUGCAAUUUUACUCCGAGUUUGGGGUCGAUUUUAUUACAGUUUUCUUUUUUUUUGUCAUUUUAGUGACGUGUCUUGCUUUUAUCGCACUGUGGGUACCAAUAGUGUCUAUUAUUGUAACGUUUUGAUUGAAAUAAAUAACAAAGCAAAACGAAAA